Messenger RNA from Menidia menidia (Atlantic silverside), 1114 nucleotides. The record is from the annotation of a GenBank genome assembly. NCBI's taxonomy places the organism in Eukaryota, Metazoa, Chordata, Actinopteri, Atheriniformes, Atherinopsidae.
GACGUAUACGGCUCCUUCCACUAGGGGCCGUUCGUCCAAUCAGAAUCCCGUUAUUUCUCCGUUUCGAUGACGUCAGUUGUGCGACACAAUUGCAGCGGAAGUACCGGUAGAAUGUGUGAGCAGUGUGUUUUGUUCCUGUUGAAUGUUAUUUCAAAUAACUUAUUUGUUACUGAGUGGUAUAGCCUGCAAACACUGUUCAUGUAUUGCAAACUUGUUUUUUGAAGUUUUUCGAGUAAAAUGCUCGGAGCAUAUUUGCACAUAUUUAGAAUAGUUGUAAAAUAACAUUUGGCAGUGGUGCUAACGUGCUGAGCUAAGUGGAGUCAUCAUGUCAAAGCAGCCAUUGGGGAAGACGUUGUUGAGGAAUGUAAUCCGACACACAGAUGCCCACAACAAGAUCCAGGAGGAGACGGAGAUGUGGAAAAUGCGAGGCUGGGAGAUCCAAACAUCCCAUCCCAAACAGUGUCCAGACACAGACACUAUGAGAGGGCGAAUGCACUGCGAUCGAGGGUCUGAUCAACUUAGAAGCAGAAACGCAGUCUCCGAGCACGACGACAGGGAAGCUCGAUACUGGACCCGCAAACUUUAUGAAUUUGAGGCCACAGAUCCCGACAGAUGGGGACACGGUGGCUUCAAGGAACUUUAUCCUGAGGAGUUUGAAAGUGAUGGUGAAACAGGCGAUGCCAGGAAGAAAAUUGGGCGGCACAAAUUGAAGAAGUCUGACACUGGCCUUUCAAAGCGAUCCAAAAAGUCCUCACGAAAGAAGAAGAAGAAGAAAAAGAAAAAGAAGAGAGCAAAUGAUGGGAAACGAAGGAAAGAUGAGUCAUCAAGCAGCGAGUGCAGCAGUGAUGAGAGCAGCGCAGAGAAAGACAAGCACAGGAAGAGAAAAAGGACAAAAAGUCGACAUAAAAGCAAGAAAAGUGUGAAAACCAGAGCGAGAGAUGAGGACAGCAGCUCAGCAGACACUGAUGGGGAAAAGAGGGAGAGGCUGUCUCGCAGUCGUAAAAAAAGAAAGCAGGACACGCACAACGACUCAGACUCAGGGCCAGACUCCAGGACGAAGAAAAGGAAAAACUGGAAAGCUGCAGAUGAGAGCUCAGAUGACAGUAUUGCAGAC